AUGACUCCCUCCAUAGUGGAGGUAGUCAAUCAAUUGUUUAGAGCCGGAUUUGACGAUAUUUCAACGAGCAACGACGAACCUUCAUUAAAAGAUGCUUCAGUUGGAAAACCAAUAAGCCACGGACAGAUAGUCGACAUAUGGAAACGUCUCAAGGAUGAGAAUAAUAAUACUACAGGACUGGAACAAUUACUUCGAGGUGCGAUGGUCUAUGUACCUCCCCCGCCACCGAAGCCAGAGCCGACUGAAGAGUAUAAAGCAUUGAUGGCCCGAUUACGUCACGAGGAAGAAGAAAGAUCAUACGAACGCAUGUUAAAGAAAGCUCCGCCACGAGAAUCAUUUGCUCCAAGGUUUCCCUCAGGUCCCAUAGCGCAUUCGUUCGCUGAAGUCAAUCGACCUUUUAGGGCUUCGGACAUAGGCGAAGACAUCGAGCAUGGUGAUAUACAAAAGCAGAUAACCCUGGUCAUCAACUUCCUAGUUAGCAUAUUCGGCUGCGGUGCUGCGCUCUGGUUAGCUGCCAGGUGGUGGAGUGUUCCAGCACGACUAUUUCUAAGUCUAGGCGGUAGUAUCAUCGUUGCUAUCGCUGAAGUUGCUGUCUAUUCUGCUUACACGUGGAGGAUGGCAGAAGGGGAGAAACAGCAAAAGAAGGUGAAAGAAGUGAAGAAGAUCGUUCAGACAUGGGUUGUUGGAGAAGACGACAAUGUUAAGGAGGGUUCUAUCGAAUCACUUAGACCAGAAAAUAUAGAAUCCGAGACGAACCUCCGUCGAAGGACAAAAGGGCCAACAUAA
Messenger RNA from Daldinia decipiens, 786 nucleotides. RefSeq names its product endoplasmic reticulum-based factor for assembly of V-ATPase-domain-containing protein. NCBI's taxonomy places the organism in Eukaryota, Fungi, Ascomycota, Sordariomycetes, Xylariales, Hypoxylaceae. Gene Ontology annotation, biological process: vacuolar proton-transporting V-type ATPase complex assembly. The transcript is spliced from 2 exons. Gene Ontology annotation, cellular component: endomembrane system. The record is from RefSeq and is a predicted model, not a curated record. The coding region runs from base 1 to 786 and encodes 261 amino acids.